GUUUUUAAUAAAUUAUUCGUCUCGCAUACUGAUUAAAACAGUCGACAAUUGAACAGAGGUGCUCGAAGGUAGUGCGGAUCACAUUUUGGUUACGCAAGUACUUGAGAGGAAAUAUUUUGACGAAAACAUGAUCCAAAUUUAUGAGUUCAACAAGAAAGGGGAUCCCAUCAGAUGCAGGGAUAAAAAAACAAGUUCUUUUGUAUCGUUCCUGAAGAACCCCACAUUACAAACAUUCUUGGUAGGACUUUUUAUCGGCAUUGGAUUAUCGAUUUUGUGUAUGCAUAAAACUGAAAAUUACAGCUUCUACAGCUACGGUCCACCAAAUAACGAAGUCUCCUACUUUAAGUCCGGAACAGACCAUAGCCUAAAUGACAGCCAUCAUCAAAUGAUCGACACUGAACUGGCUGAUAAAAUAGCUAAAAAAGUUCGGGUACUUUGUUGGAUAAUGACUGGUCCUGCCAAUCAUUUAACGAGGGCCAUUCACGUGAAAGCUACCUGGGGAAAAAGAUGUGAUAAGUUGAUCUUUAUGAGCACCGUAGAUGAUCCUAGUUUGCCAAGCGUAGCAUUGCCUGUUAUCGAGGACAGACCUCAUUUAUGGGGCAAAACGAAGAGAGCAAUGCAGUAUGUUUACGAAAAUUACUAUGACAAAUACGAUUGGUUUUUUAAAGCAGACGAUGACACAUAUACGGUUAUGGAGAAUCUCAAAUACUUGCUCUACUACAAAAACGCUUCAGAACCAGUAUAUUACGGAUGCAGAUUGAAAUUAGCGAAAGAAACAGAGGCUCCGAUGGACUUUAUGAGUGGAGGAGCGGGUUAUGUUCUAAGUAAAGAAGCUCUUAAAAGAUUUGUUCAGGAAGCUUUACCAAACUCUAAAGUCUGCAGGCAAGAAGAUACUGGCGACGAAGAUGUUGAAAUAUCCAAAUGUCUUCAAGGAGUUGGGGUAAACUUGGGUAAUUCUCUCGAUGAAGAAGAUAGGAAUAGGUUUACUCCAGUGUUUGUUAAUUACAUGCUUAUACCCGGGAUCAUGAAUGAGGUUGAGUGGUACACUAGGAUGAUGUACAAUCCAUAUAAUUUGGGUGUAACAUGCUGCUCUGACUACCUUAUCACCACCCAUUACGUAAACCCUCAACAGAUGUACCUGCUAGAGUACCUCAUCUACCACGUAACGCCCUUCGGUAGGGCAUACAAACCGAUUUUACAUAAAAGCGCAAAGAAACCUACAGGAAUUUUUAAUUCCUAUAACCAUGACAGUUCGAGCAAAGAACCAAGCUGGGAUGAAUAUAACUGAGAAAGUUUAAGAUGAAAAGGGCAUUUGGGAAAGGAAGAAUAAAUAAAUGAAAUUUGUGGCAUAUUGGAAUAUACCAAAGGCUUAGCAAUAGAAGCGGUUCAAGGCUGAAGAAUAUAAGAUCUGAUAAAAGAUAAAUUGAUUCGGCUUCAAGGAUUUAUUGAUCGAAGUUGGAAGCAAUGAUCUUUAGAGUAAGUUCGUAUAGGUUUUGUAACAAAAAAUUAAUAAAUGUAAGUGCUUAAAAGUGAA
Messenger RNA from Anthonomus grandis grandis, 1534 nucleotides. Its product is annotated as glycoprotein-N-acetylgalactosamine 3-beta-galactosyltransferase 1-like. Gene Ontology annotation, molecular function: N-acetylgalactosaminide beta-1,3-galactosyltransferase activity. The record is from RefSeq and is a predicted model, not a curated record. Gene Ontology annotation, cellular component: membrane. NCBI's taxonomy places the organism in Eukaryota, Metazoa, Arthropoda, Insecta, Coleoptera, Curculionidae. The transcript has 7 exons. The coding region runs from base 128 to 1288 and encodes 386 amino acids.